Molecule: messenger RNA, 12511 nt
Organism: Porites evermanni
Lineage: Eukaryota; Metazoa; Cnidaria; Anthozoa; Scleractinia; Poritidae
Source: the annotation of a GenBank genome assembly
AUCAGUUAUUUUACGCCAGCACUCGUACUGGAAAGAGAGCUUCGUUUCGAAUCCGCUUUACAAAGGUAAGUCUCGUCUAAGAUUGUUUCUCUGACAGUUCUUGUGCUUUAUUUAGGUACUUAAUCCAAUAAAAUGUUAUUCAUUUGUCUUACAGGGAUCAAAAUGGGUUUCAGAGUGAUUAUUCUACUGGUUUGUCUGUUUGUUACUCUGACUGCAGCCAGGAAAUUCAGUCUAAAUUCUUUCCGCGGCGGUUCAGAGGUAUGUCUUCUUCAUCCAGAAACGUUUAAGUAAUAUUUGUAUUGUGAAAUACACGCUACAAAGCAGGCACAGAGUUAGUUUCACAUAUCUAGAAAGUCGAUUCUAUCAUUGCAUACUGAGAACGUACGCUGAAAUGGCAUGAGUGCGCGAUGAAUUAAUAUGUAAUUAAACAGAAGAGCGCGCCACAUUCUUGUGCGAUUAUUAUAAUUGAAAAAGUAUGAUAAAAAACAUAUGAUAAACGCGUCGUGAAUCAAAGUGAAGAGCGCACCAGUGAUUUUUUUACUUUAUUUUUCACGCCCUUUACGACUGGAAAACUGGAGUUCGAGCGAAAUGGUAUGGGGCGUGAUUUCCUAGAUCCAGCAUAAUUACGGGAAUUAUUAAGCCCGUUUUCUAUCAAAAUAGAGCGCACCAUUUUUUCGCGGUGAGGGUAAAGGCGGAAUGAGUUUGCGGAAUGGCAUGUAGCAUGGCUUAUGGAAUGACAUAAUUAUGCGGUAUUUAAUAUAUGCAGAAUGACUCAAAUAAAUAAAUUAAGCUGAAAAUUGCGCCCUUUUUCUUAGCGCCGAUCAAUUCACAAGCAACCGCUUUUUCAACGUUGCGGGCUCGACUACGAUAACAAUGAAAAGCCAGAAAGGAGCCCUUAAUUUGUCACGGUCGAUAAGCUUUUUUGGACAGCCACAAAGAUUCCACUUGCCUUUAUUACUUAAAAGUCGGGCUGGAUGACAGCACCGAUACCACAUCGCGAAAGUUGGCCAUUAGAGAAAAGAUGCUUUGGAAGGUCAGGCUCCCUUCUGCUUUACUUUUUUUCUGCAAAAGACAUUUGAUAUUUACCAUUAUUUGCAUUUAAAACCGCCUGAGAAGUAUUUCUUUUCCAUACAGUGGGUCGCGUGAUCCUGAUAUAAUAUAACUGAGAGAUCGAACAUAUCUUGUAUUUUGUUUCCUUGGCUGCGUGGUGAAGUUUCAGGCACGCGAAGCUAACAGCCGGCGAAGAAGCGAGAGCUCGAAUCCUGUCCUGGCAGAGCUCGAAUCCUAUCUUCUUUUUCACUUUCUUUCUUUUUUUAUUUUAUUUUCUUCCUUUUCCUUCCUACUUUUAGUAUUUUUUUUCACGAUCAAAUAUGCACAUACUUACACAAACAAGGUGUGGGGGGGGGGGAAGGGGGUGCGAAGAGACGAGGAAGGGCCGAAAGGAGACAGAGAGCAGUUCGCUUCACUCGAUUUGUGGAUUACGGAUUAAUGUUUGACUCGAGGCUUUCAUUUAGUCUCAAAUAUGAUCUGAUUCGUUCACCGUAUUAAAAUUCCCCAGAAUUAUAGCUAGCCCGACUUCAUGUUCAGCGAGCAUUCUUUACCCUCUAGCUUAUUUCUUUAUUUCGUUUCGGACUAACAAGUCUGCCUCGUUCCCAGGGUCCUCUCUCUUCCUCCUUUCCGUUUUACCUCGUCCACCGUUACAAUGAUUUUCUAUGUAAUGAGGAGGGUAAAACCUCAAUAGAAGACUCGACAUGUUUUGGUACCUUCACUGCGCUUCACUGGAAAAGAGACGUGAGUAAAGAACUGUUUCAGUUUAUUUUGGAAACAAGUUAUCAAUCGAUAUCAGGUAUUGGUGCAUCAGCUGUAAUAAACGGGCCGGCAAAGCGGUUGCUCCUUCAAACUGGCGCCAAAAAACCGCGGCAGAGACGCGCGCAUGACCCUCACCCUCACCGACUUUUUCGCGCCCAUUCCAACUGCAAGAGAACUUACCGAAAGUAUAUUAUCUACUCGUUUUAUUUUCUUGCCAGAAAUUGCCGCUACUUUCAUCGUAUUCACCUUCAUCUAGAGACAGUUUAAUUAUGCUAAGUGAUCGCUCUUCGGUCAAAUUAUUUUUGAAUUUAUUUUACACAUAGAUCGAUUUUCAUUUUUACAUCACACGAGUGAUGUAAACAGCGCAAUGGACCAAUCAGAACUCUCUUGUUUAUCUCUUGUUUGAUAUUUUUGCGCAUAGUGCACAUCAGUUCCAACUGGAAAACUGGAGACCAAAUGGGUGAUAGCCCAAUCAUUGGUUGAGGAUUAGCUCUUGCAACUCUGUAUAACUUACACAAACAAGUGCACCUCUUUCUGGCAAAAGCGCUUUUAUCCUGACUGGAAUCGAAGACUGUCAGUCUUUGACUUUUAAAGUCUGACUUCGGUAACCGACAAUCUUUUAUGAUUAUUUGACUACAGGAACAACAGCGCUAUGACGCAAUAACAAAAUCAGCGCUCAAACUUCAAAAUUUCACUGCCUAGAUCUAGUAAAUGUCCAGUUAAAACAAAAUAGUCAGGGAGAUAUAAAGAUUACAAAGAAUGGUUGUAUGAUUAAACACCACUUCAGUUCAAAAAAUACAGUUCGUUAAUUCCCUACAUUGCUCAGUUUGUCAUUACCGACUUUUUUUCUUCUUAAUUUUUCACUCCACAGUUUUGCAUAAGCAUUUAUUUUUAUUGAUAAAUCGAGAUAAACCGAUGGUCACAGCUGAGCCUUCUGUACCAAGUUCACGGCUAUUAGGCCUGGGUUCGAAACUGUAUCCUAGCAACAUGCGGCGCAUGCUCAACAAAGAUCUUACUUGUUUCAGGUAGAGUCUUUCUCGAGUACGCCAAAAUCAAAUAAGCAAAAGAAAGGCUCUACUGUCAGGGAACGAGACGAAGUGACGGUAAAAAAGCAUAAAAGAAUGAGGACAAUAUCCAGCCAAUCUUGACACUUGACAGGACAAGCUUGGUCAGCGAAGGAUUUAUUAGACGGCCAAAAAUAAAACUUUCUUCGUGCAGGACCAAAGAGGGUAAUCCCGAGCGGGUAAGAUGUGCGGGCCCAUCUUGCUAUCUUGCUUACUCGAGAUUCCUUUCAUCUUACCCCACCGAGGAUUUAGACAUAAAAUCUGUCCGGCAAACAAUUAACGAAAGAAUUAUAUUCAUCAGUGCAUGCAUAAAUUACGCUUUUCCGAAAACUUAUCGUGUCAGGCGGCAUGUGUUACGAAGGUACUACAGCACUGAACUGCAGAGGAUAAGAAACUUAUAAAUUCAUAAAAAGGACUUUCACCUAAUAUCUGUCUCUUGUUUCAGCUGGAGUUGUUGAGAAUGACGGAAUUUGUGGAGCUGAUACUACAUGCCUUCACAUUGACAGCCAUUAUGGAUCGGCGGCAGGUUGCUGCUGGAACACUUGUGAAGGCCAACAAUAUUACAACACCCACUUCAGCAGUUACGAUUAUAAAUGUUCAAGCGGCAAAAUAUGCUGUGGGUAUAUGUCGUUUGGAAAAUAAAAAGGACUUGAGGUAAAUACCCUUGGGGCACAUAACUCUGCUUCUGCACUGAAACCCGGACUGAAACACCAUGCAGUAAAUAAACCAAAUUGUGUUUGAUAAGAAAGCCGCCCUUAUACUCUUGUUUUUCAUUAUUUGUAUCUCAGGCUUUGUUCACGCACGGUACAUUUUCGACCGGUCGAAAAUUCGUACGAAAAUAUGAACGCGAAAAUCGAGGUCAAAUUUUUGACCGGUGUGGUCGAAAAGUAUGAAUACUAUGACCGGCUAAUUUUUGCAUGAUGCGUGGUUACUCAGCUGGAAAAAAGAGAGGAAGAUUGCAAACAAAUAUUGCGAACAUGGAUUUAUGAGUCGUGUUAAUACUUGCUUUGUUUGAAAAUAUUACGAUUUAACAGUUGCGUGUGAACAGAGCAAAAAUAUUGGACGGUUCCGAGUGAACAAAGUGUCCAGUCAAAUUGUUCAACAGAUGGAAAAUUUGACCGUCACCGCGUUAACCUACAGUCUCAGAGUUUCUUUUUUUACUGAUAUUUUUCCGCUCAAAGAAAUUCAAACAAUAAGCAAUAUAACUGAUAAUUUGAAUUAAGUUGCAAAGAAACAAAAUGGUAAUUUGUUUGAUGGUACUUAAGUAUAUGUUAAAGGAAGACUCAAAAAACGUUUUGGUUUUAAUGGAAUCUGAGCUUACUCGUAUCAUUCACUGCUGAAAAAGUUGCCUCGUCCGAAAGUUUAGUCUCCCUUUCAGUGGUAGCCAAGUCGCCACGUUGAUAAAAUAUAAUUCAAAAUGUUAUCUUUUUUGUCUUUUUCAAUAGCAAUGAUGAAGGGCCUCGUGGAAGAAAUACGUUGCUGUAAAAUGGAGCACUGGGCAUUUGUGUGUUAAUCUUAGCACUGACGAAAUUUUAAUUAAACACCAUGUUAUAAAAAUGCAAUUGUUUUCUUCCCUUUAAUUGUAUGAUGUUUUAAGUGCAGCGCCCCAGCACUUGUUUAGUUUUCGCCCGUGAGCAUCGAAGUACUACCCACCAAUACGAGAGGAAUCAUAUCCUCCCGACACGCAUAAGUCGCGAAAACAUCUUUUCCCUGCCGAUCCUUGAGCAAAAUUCAAGAGACGAAUUUUCUGCCCCCUUCUAAGCUCCUUUAUGUCCGGGAAAUCUCGCAGACCGUUAUCAAAAUUUUUUGUUGAAGAUGAUUGAUUGAUGGCUAACGUCACAAGGUGAUGGUGGAACUAUAGCUCGUUCUAGAAAGGUCAAUAAUCAAUACUGACGCCAUUUGAAAUAUUAGUCCCUACAAUUUAGUCCUUAAAUUUCGAAAGCCUGGAUCUGUUUUAAGCUUUCAAAAGUGUUUCUUUGUUCGUUAGAUGUCUACCUCAAAGUACGAGAGGCAAACUGAGAAGCAAAUUCUCUAUGAUGCAUUGUCAGCAGAUUACUAAGGAGUCCCCAAAUCUCAACAUUAUUUGACAUCAUAUAAACGUUAUUACUAUUCAUUCAAAAUGUCUCGCUGUUUCUGAUUAGUUCCAAUCCCCCGCUCAUUGAUCAUAACCAACAGGCGCUGACCAAAUUUGGAUUGAUUGGAAAUGGAAUUGCUUGGGCAAUAGAAAGUAAAAGACAUUACGUCACGUUGCAAGGGUAAUACGUUUCUGGAUCUCAACAAACGGUGGUCCUGUAAAUUUGGCAGGAAAAAACACACGAAAAAAUUGACAUGUAUGACUUUUCUGUGCAUGAUUGCAAUUAGGAACAAAACGGUAGACGAUACUUUUCUUCAAUUGUUCGUCUAUGCAACUGGCCGUCUCUCUCAAGAACGAUUGUUGAGAUCCAGAAAUUUUGCUACCAUGGUAACAUGACGUCAUACUUCUCCUCUCAGUGUAGAACAUCCAUUAACAAGGACCAUAGAAGAUGUUCUUUCUCCAACCAUUUGUGAAACCAUAGUUUGAAACUGAAAAUAUAUAUCAUAAAUGCUGAGAUAUGUAAACUGUGGAUUAUCAGUUGAGUCUAUCAGACUAUCAAGUUCUCGGUUUGUAAUCAAAUGAUGUUAUGGUAACCAAACAACAGCGAAGCCCCCAAAAGCGACCAUGUCACCCAAAAUUUGAAAAGUUAGUGGUCGCUAACUGGAGGUUGUCGUCUAUGAGAAUGGUCCCGAUACCGUAUCCACUUUUAAUUACUUUUUUUUUAAAGAGACUUUAAUUUAUUGCAUGCAAUAGGCCAUUUUACUACUACUGCCAGAAUCCCUCCUUACUCUGCUUUCCUUUGCAGUACUUCACCAAGAGAAAAUUUUGGUGUUGUGGUUGCUCACGGGAGGUGGUAGACUGCUUACAGUCCCCCUUAUCUCUUAAAAUCCGUUCAGUUCUCAUCUCAGCCAGCACGAUUGCAAACCAUGACGUUAUCUUACAAUAAGGGAUUGGAACGAGACGAGAAAGACGCCCUCGUUUAUCGUUGCUCGCGUUCUUGGGUUUUUUUCGCGGUAACUUUGCAAAGAAAAAAAAGAGACUGCUCGUAGUCUGGGGAGGUAGUCGCUUACGAGAGGUGGUCGCACAUGGAGGUUCGCCUGGCCAAUUACGGUAGAUUUACCGCUGAACAAAAGCGCUGAUGAAGAACCUUGUACAGCUGGAUUUAAUGGAAGAAACACGUUGCAGUUAAGUGGAGCACCUAGCACUUGGGAUUUUUUAACUGCUUGACUACCAAUUUUCAACCUUAAAGAAAUACACUUAGACGUGACUUUCUCGAAAUAUCAGUAUUACAUGCAAACUAGCUUUGUAGAUUAAAAUUUGAUAUGCAGUUAGGUUUUUGAAGAUUGGAGCAUCCCUAGCAACGCAACAUUGCUAUAGAAAACUUUCGUUGUUUGGUAUUUGCCAAAAGAAAAGAACUCUUCAGUAAAAUCGCUCAAAAGUAUGAACACUGCAUGCAUGUAUAGGUAGCACUUCGGCCAAGUUUGGUUGAUUUCUAAGAGAGCAUUUUGGAAUAAAGCGCGUCUGUACGUAAAUUAACCGUUAGUUAAAAUAACGACUCAGCAAAAUGCUGACAACUGUUUCCCCACUGCAUUAUAGAAGGUUACCUGUUUUAGCUUUCAACCUUUGACAUUGUAAAGAAAUCGGUUUAUUUGAUCUAUUGCUUUUUACUUAUAAUUACUGCACUAUUUUUAGCAUUUCUGCAAAAAUGAAUAGGAUCGUUUACUCUAUUUGUUUAUUUUAACAUCUGUAGAUGAUUUUUCGUUAAAAUUACUGGAGUUUUCUAUAGGUUUCUAGGAGACUAUAUUUCAUAUAUUUUAUAUUUAAAUAUUAUAUAUACAACCUCUUUGUGUGAUGACGCACGUUGACGCGCGAUGUGAAUUCGGAGAAAAGUAUAAUCUCGAACCAUCGAAAGAUCAUUAACAGACCAAUUUUUUGUGUUCCAUUGAAGAUAAUUACAUUCACAAUGUGAAAGGGGGAAACAAAGAACUUUUCACUUGAAAAUUUAACAUAGCAACUCCAUAUGUUUUAUGGGAAUGCAAUUUCCUGAGAACGAAAAGUGAUAUUUCAACUUAUCUUUUCUGUCUGGUUAGAGCGACACGUAACACCCAGUCAUCAAAUGACGGAUAAUAUGACUCGCAAAAUUUGCGAUUCAGCUUAGAAAAUGGCCUAAAUCCAUUUGUUUUCCUAGGUUCGAGGUAAGUUGUACGUUCUUAUCAAGGGUUGCUCUUCAGUAGUAGUUCAGUAGUGUAAUUGGAAAAAAAAAAACAAAUUGAAAAGUUGCAAAAAGUCCCGUUUCCAUUUCCAACCACCUAUUUGUAACAGUUUCUACAUUCUGGAAGCCCUCGACAAAUCAAAUUAAGUCUCUAGCAGCCCCCAAAACGCUAGUCUGCUACACAGCCGUUUUUAGGGUCGUCACGCAAUGCUCCUCCCCACAAACGGCUGCUGCGGCUCACGUAUUGUCAAAUUUCUCAUACAUUAUUGGCUUGUUCGUUAGACCACAAACACAAAGGGAAAGGAAUGUAGUUCGGUUUUCAGCAGCCGUUUGUGGGGAGGAGCGUUGCGUGACGACACUAAAAACGGCUGUGUAGCAGACUACCAAAACGCAGAACUUUAUUGAUUAUCAACACAAGUAUUAAAAAUAUUGUAUCUUUAUACAAGACUAAGGAUAUAUAAUGGCAUGAAAACGUGAAAAUUUGGCUAAAAAACUCGAUUUGUUAUUGUUAGCAUCCCAUGAGAUCUUUUAAAUUUCAUUUUGGUGACGAUUAAUUCUUUAUUAUUCAUUCAAAAUAUUUCUUCGUUUCUGAUUGGCUCAAAUCUUACGGCUUAUCCUUCAUAACUGUCUGUCUGUCUGUCAUAACUGUUUAGGUUUACGCUUUUUUUUUCUCGUAUAUUCUUGCAUUAAUUUUUCUCACUUUUUCUUUUUUGUUUUUUUUUCGUUUUUGUACUUGCACGUUCCUCAGCCUUAUCUAUGUUUAUCCUAUUUAAUGAUCAUUUUCGAUGUUGUAAAGAAAUUAUAUGUGCUUAGUUAAAUUGUCUUGCCGAUGCCAGUGUUAAUUUAUUAAUUAAGUCAUGUAUUUUUAAAGGUGGUCUUAUUCAUAAGCCUCAUUGGCUUCCUUGCCUCAUCUUUUUUAAUUUCAUGGAGAUAUUUAACUUAAAUGGCAAAAUGAUAAUAAAAUAAAAUAAAAAAUAGCGUUGACCAAAUUUGGAAGACGAUGGUGAUAUCCUAUAAAAUUACGCCCAUAGUAAACCCCAGUACAGGCCAUCGCUAGACUGAAAGAGGACAGCAUCCGAGAAGCCCGCGUGUUUACGUUACAGCUGGCAAGAAAAAAUGGCGAACAUUUUCACACGUUUUACGAAGACGAAACAGCGGAACUACUGCCUAAAAACAUAGUAAGAACAGCAAGAAUAAUACUCAACGCAUGACAACUGCUAUUGGAACAAUAUCAGUCUUCUAGAUUAAAUAUCCAUCCCUUUUUAUUAAAAACUGAAUCAUUGGAUAGUGCAAUGCUAGAGCUCUGAUUGGCUAAGCCAUCACUUAAUAUAAGCCAUUAUACCAUGCUCUACAAACCUAUGGUGACUGCAUGAGUCCGCUCAAAAUUAAAAACAAGCUGAAAAUCAGUUGUUUUUACAACUAAAGUCGGAAAAUUCUCGAUACUUUGUGGGCGUUUUUAUUCCACAAUUAUUCCACUCGCGCUUGUUGGAUAUGAGAUGAACAUAGCCAACUAGGGGCUACGCGCCUCGUUGGCUGUCUCGUGGAAUAAUUGUUAAAUAUACUGCGAAUUUGCCAAGAAACAGACGCCUGAAGGCAGAAAUUAAUUUAACAUCGAUCGAGAUAAGCGUGGCUUAGCUUGUUUAUAAACAAGGAAUUAUUUUCAUUGAAAAAUAAAACAAUUAUUGGAUUCGGCUUUUGCUGAUGAUCUGAAGAAUUACUAAGAUCUCGCCUGGAAAGUGUUAAACGCCUCGGUCUUGGUAAUGCAUUCAGAUCAUAUGAAAGCAGAGUCCAAUAAUUGAUGAAUAUCCUCCAAAAUAAAUUGUUAAAAGUUUCCACGUAAAACAUCACGCACCGAGCUUUUCUUUCUGGUGUCUCUUUCAUUCGGAUUGGUUGAUUCCCCAAUUUCCCCCGUUUAUUUUCUCGCUUCCUUUAAUACAACUUUCUUCACAAAUUGGCUUUAAUAUAAUAAAGCUCCUGCCUAAUUUUUAUCUUUUAUUUCUUCACAUCGAAUUUUAAUAUCCACCCCUUCAUCAGUAAAACCAGUCAGGUAAUCAUAUUAAAACGUUUCUAAAUAGAUACACAUCGAAAAAUUCCGUGCUGGGUGCGUGAAAGUUUGAGUCGUUUAUGCAUUAUCCAAGUGCGUGGGUGUAGUUUUGUGGAUGUUUAGGCUAGGAGUAAAUCACUUUAAAUAUCACUUUUAGAAGACCUCCAUCAUGGAAAAGAUCGCAAUUUUGCAAUUUUACGCAAACAGAGAUGGUCGGCAAUUGCGUUCUCUUAUUUGGAUUUAACACUUCAAUUGCUGUUCAAUACUGAGUUUUUGAAGUAAAAUUUUCCUUGUAAUUGCUACAGAAUUAAACGAAAAGGUGUUAUUUUCAAUCAUGCAUUCUAAAUCAUAUACCUUCCGGCGACGUAUUAAUUUGCCAUCGACUUCAAAGAAUAAAUGUUAUAUUCGUUAACACUGCUUCCAACAUCCCAACCAAUCACACGCAAAUACAAAACUUUUAACAUAGUAAACACGACCCUAAACAACCAAAGAUGAAAAAAUGGCUAAUACAAACUUUACUUGUGUUCUUGUUUAUUCUUUUAAAGUUCAAAAGUGAUUUGUUCCUCCAAGAAAAAUGAAAAGCUAAAAACCGUUUUAAGACCAAGCCAGCAUUGAAUAUGAGAGUUUAAUAUUCGUGUUUAGUCUUGAUAUUUAAUGUGGCUAUUAUAAUUUUUUUCUAUUUUAAUUUUAGGCUCAAAUAACUAUUGUCUGAAUGGGACGACACCAUUAAGAGCCUAAUGCCAAAGAUGGAACCUAUAGUUUAAUAGGUUAAAAAUUUUCAUUUUGAAGAGGCAAGAAUUUUUCUCAUAUAGGUAAAUCUGUACUGUUGGUUUCGUUCUUCAGUGAUGUUAGCCUACUUUGGGACCGAAGAUUUAACCCGCGAGUCGGUGAUAAUCACUAGAAUAGAGCACUUGCUAUUCAUUAAUGGAAAUGUCAUUGAUGAAUGCGGAGACAAUUUUUAGUUUCUAGGGCGGUUUUUCCCCCAGCUUCUUUGAUUGUCAAUAUUUUGGUUUUGAUGGUAAUGUGUUUGCUUGUUUUUUUUUUUCGUGUAAACAUUUUAGAAGCAGAAUUUAUUUAGCAAAAACGUGAAAAGAAAAGAAAAUACACGGAAUCUUGUGUUUAUUUGUUACUCGCAUGUAAUUAUCAUUUUUCAUAUCCGUUUAGAAGAUAACUUCAUCAAACAGAAUUGAUGUCCUUUGAAUGUUUAAACUACCACAGUUCAAACUUUGAAUUUGUCGAUUUUUGUGAAUUUUCAUUCCUCAUCGUGUGUAUGAAAUGCCCAACUUUCCAUUUUGAAACUUUUCCCUUCAAGAUCGGUUUCUUUUUGCAGGUCUUUUUCUAAAAAUAUAAUUUGUUCGAAUAGCCGAAUAUGGCAAUUUUUGGGGAACACUAAGGCAUCACGGGGAUUUUUCAGUUCAACAAAAGUUGAUUCUCAUAUAUUGUUUUCAUAUUGAAAAAGGUUCACUUUCUAUCGCCACAGUUGUACGUGUAUUAGAAUAAUUUUAGCUGUAAUCCAAUUCUCGGACAUCUUGACGCGAGGGUGUGAAAAUGUACCCUGCUGAAUAAUUUGUAAGUCGCUCCAGAAUAAACAUUCGUAAAGAUGGGAUUACACCUCUAAUAGACACUCAGAGACAGCUUUGAAGGUAUGUUAUCAAAACAUAUACGUAAAAGGUCUUAAACUUUCACGUUCUUUUGAUUAGGUUAUCUCUGUUUUCCUUAGUAGCUGCUAAUCAGCAGUUUUUACUUCUCCACAUGGGAUUUUGGCGUCUGUAAAUAACCUGGGACUUUUGAGAUUAUGACGAAGGCAGCUGCGUAAUUAGAUAAAUGUUGACAACAAAACUUUGGUUUACAAUCUAUCUCCCUUUCAGGAGUUCAAGCAUCAUAUAGAUCUCGUGGGCUACCACCAAGCUAUGUUGUACAUUGAAAACUUAAAAAAUCUAAAGAAAUUUUUUUGACCUUAGGGACGGGAACUUGAAAGAAUUUUGCGUGGGUUGAAUCGUAUUGUUUCAUGCGAGUGUUAAUUAAAAUGCGAAUGGAUUAAUCAAGAAGUGAAUAUAAUGUAGGUUUGAUCCAUUGUUCAUCAACUCAUGAGACAUUCUGAGGACGAAUAUUCAGGAAAUAUUGCUUGCGCUGCACAUGAAACGCCUAAGUUGUCAAGCCUAUCUUAAUCGGUUCUUUUCUAUUUUUCAGUUUGGAUUUGUAUUUCGGACGGAAACUUCGGGAUUCAAUUUCACCUGAAUGCAACUUAGUCUGAUUUCCUCCGCAGCACAUCUCAACUUCAGCCAUCAAACGAAAGGUUAAUACUCCUGUUUGUCUGGCCCCCUGUGCCAAUAUUCCAGCUUGCAACCCUGGCGAAUCCAAUUACUCCAAUCAUGGGUGACAACCUGGCUCUGAUAAUCAGCUUCAUAUUUCUUUCAAGUUUAGUCUUUGUGACAAACUUUAUAGUAUGUUUGCUGGUUUACUUGCGCAAAAGUAUGAGGACUUAUACCAAUGGUUUCGUCGUUUCGCUGGCAUUUAGCGACAUGUUGAUCGGUAGCAUAUUGAUUCCUGCCUCGCUUCUGAUUCCUGAUUCUAAGAUAAUGGGUUAUUUGGUUUCAAUAACUCUUCUGUCUGGGGUCUUCAACUUAGCAGCAGUGACUUUCGAUCGUUACAUUUCCGUGUUAAAAGCUUUGCACUACGAAAGUCUUAUGAGAAAAAACUUUUUAAAGAUGAUUAUCUCUACAUGGGCCGCAGCGUUAGUGAUAUCUCUUGUCCCCCUCAUCUGGGACACAGACGGGGAUAAGUUAGUACACAAAGUUUUUGUCCUUACGGUGCUCACUCUGUGCGUUUUGGUACCGUACAUGUUUAUUUUCACAGGCUACUUAAAAAUAUUUCAACAAGUCAAAAGAAGUGUCGCGCGCGAACGAGCAAUAACAGCUUCUGUCAGGAAAAAUUUGCUACGUCAGAAGAACAAGAUUUCUUCAGAAGCAAAGCUAGCUCAGGUCUUCAUCAUAGUCGCUGUAAUGUUUGUUCUAAGCUGGUUGCCAAUACAGUUUAUGACAAUCGCAUACGAAAUUGGGCGUCGCGACCUCAUUCCUAAUCACCUAAGUACUGUCUCGCUCUUUACGGUCGCUCUGGGAUCUCUUGUUAAUCCAAUUGUGUAUUCUUUUCUCAAGCCAGAUUUUAGAAAAUGUAUUCAACAUGUUUUUCGUCAUCGUAGGAGACGUUUCGGUAGAAAUGGAACUCCGGCUGGGAGUCUGAAGUCAACGUCUAGCACAAAGGCACGAUCAACAACGUCCGCGAAAAACGCGGCUGACACGCGUGUGUGA